AUCUGAGUAAAUAGUUAUGGGUGAACUUUUAUCUUGAUAGAACAACUUGUUCGUGGCUAUUUUUACUCACUACCAUACUGUACUCAGUCAUAUGCAGAUUGUACAUUCAUAACAUAUUUAACCUGCAAACAUUGCAAACAUCGUGCUCUAGUGGCUAUAUUGAGCUCACGACUGUAAAACACUCCACUUGAUCCUCUAACCCAAAUUCAAAAGAAAUCAAAGAACUCCCUUUUAAUGAUCUACUGUGUUAUGCACCACCUAAACCCAGCUCCAUCAUCAGCGCUCAUCAUGAUGAAGCUCAUUUUUAUUCUGAAACCUGACACUACUUUAAUCAUUAUGUACUGGGGUGACAAAACAACAUCCGUUUAGUCACAGGUUUAUUUUAACAUAGUCUAGUACAGUAUCUGGUGAAACACAAAAUAAUAUUUUAAAUAAAAUCCAAAAAGUAUUUCAGAGUCACUUGGCAGCUGGUGGGGUUAAAAAUAGCCGGGUAAAGAGUCCUGGUUACACAGGCUUGUUUAGUUACAGUUGACACUUAUAAGAGCUGCUUCUGAUUCCAGAUGCUUAUUUGACAGAGAACAGCCUGACGGUUUCAGCUCCACUUACGGAAGGAGUCUCUACAAUAAUGGACAAAAAAGCAGAGGUUUUAGUAUGUGGCGCUUCAAUUAUGAAGGAUGUGUGGGAAAUCAGACUGAGGGAGUAUCGACAGAAACGGCAGAUGGAAGAAGAGAGGAUACGGAAGAGUGCUCUGGAAAGAAUCAAUCAGGAUUGGAAGGGGCGCAUGUCCUUCAAGAUUAAAAGCCCUAAAAGGCUGGAGAGAAAAGCAAAGCUUCCUGAACAAUCGACUCUUGAUGCACACAAGGCUAAAAAGACAAACCUUGGCAGGCCUCAAGGCUUCCAGAGCAGUCGGAUUCAAAGGCAGGUCGACUCGAGGAAAACUACAAAAGCCAAUAAACUGGCCCUGUUACGUCAACUCAAUGAAAGCUGUCCGGGGUUGAUGGUGUGGGCAAAGUCUUGGAAGUUUUCCCAACCUUUGCCACAACCUGAAGAAAGUCCUUGUGCAUUCGACUGGGGGCAGUCAUGGAAGUUUCUCAAUUUUCAGCCAAGCACUGAUGGUAAACCAUGGUUUGAUCUUGGGUUUGAUGCCAACAAUGAUUUGAGCUCCAAUGACAUAUUUCUAUGGGAGAAACGUAGCAAACCUUCAGACUCCGAGCACAUUAAACAAGACCUGGUCACUCCAGAAUGGGAAAAGUCUUGGAUAUUCAGUCAGAAAAUAAAAGAGUUUCAUGAAAACAAAAAUAACAGCUAUUGCAACAAAUUUUACAAUCAAAAUGAGGAAAUUGCAUCAGACUGGAACGAGUCCUGGAAGUCAACGAAGCCUGUAAAAGUAGAUGUUAAAUAUGAUUUCAUUCAACCCGCAGCUAAUGAGGAAAAACAACCAUGGAAUAAUUCUGGGAUGCACUUCAAAAAUCAUCUUCAAAUGAAAUCUAAAGCUACAGAUAAUUCAGCUUGGAGUGAAUCUUGGAGAGUUGCGAAAACCAUGUCAGAAAAGGAGUCGAAAUCAAUCCAAUCUCAAGCAAAGGAGCCUGAGGAGCUGCAUCCCGACAUCUGCAACGUGAUAAUAAAUGUGUCUAAAGAGAUGAAGCACAAAAUUCAAUGCAGAUCUCAGUUCGGUGGGAGGGAGAAUCAGCUGCCUGAAUGGGAAAAAUCAUGGACGACCAUAAAAAAUCUGUCAGAGUAUAAAGAAGAGAUAAAUAAAGAGAUUGAAGUGAAGGUUGAGACGUUGAAACCAGACAUGCAACCAACUGAACAUGUGAAUUUCAAUGUACUUGCUUUGCCUAAAAGCCAGAAGCGCCAAGAGAUGCUCAACUUCUCUGAGCAAAUAAACUGGAAGGAUUCUUGGAAGAUGAUGAAACAUCAGCAUAGAGAAGAAAGAGCCUUGAGGAACCGGAGAAGACCACCUUCACAAUUCUCACAAACUCUCACCCAAUGGGCCGAUUGUUGGAAGUUCACCAAUUUAACUCUCGAACAAGAUGCCGGUUUAUGGCAGCAGGGUUGGUCUGCCAAUUCUCAACUCAGGUCUAUUAGAAGAGUGAGAGUCAAUGAAGACAUCCCACAUAAUGGACCAGCAGGGGUUCGCACAUGGGCAGAGUCCUGGAGGUCGACGAGACAUCGGCAUCUUCUGGAAAUACAAGCGACAAGUGCAUCUACCCAGUUGUUAUGUCACCAUACAUAUGCACGAUCCGUGGCUGACUGGGAACAAUCAUGGAAGUCAUCGUCUCAUCUGCAUCAUCAUGAUAGACCAUCCAUGACGGCAUGGACUGGUUCAUGGAGGUUCUCCAGUUUGGAGGAUCUCCAACGUGAGCAUGCAUGGUUUGAGAGAUCAAUGGAAAUUAAAGGCAGAAAGGAACUUUGUAAAGCACUGAAUGCAUUUAAAAGAUCAUUUGAUUCUCAGACAUUCAAGGAACGAUAUCCUGCAAAUGAGUGGAAUGACUCCUGGAGGGUUAAAAAGAAGUUUGAUGGUCCUGGACUUGCGCAACUAAUGAAAAACGUAGUGCUAAAUUGGGAUAACUCUUGGAUGUUGACCAGCACAGAGUUUUAUCAAAAACAAAUCGAAUGUUAUUUGAAUUCUCAGAUCGAGAGCUGGUCAGAGUGGGGUCGAUCGUGGAAGAUGUCAAACCCACAACCACCAAAGAACAUCGCCUCGUGGGUUGAUGCGAAGCCAAGAUCAUUCAAUGCACAAGACCUGAUUCUUUGGUCCAAACACAAACACAUCUAUAAUUUACCUUCUGCUUCGCUCAGAGACGUGAAGCUGAAAAUGUGGAGCAAGUCCUGGAGGUUCAUGACGAUAGACCUUGACUGCAAGUCUGAGGACACAUCUGUGAUAAUGACAAAGACUGUAAAGAUAAGAAAGCAAAUGUACUCCGAUAUAGAUCAGCUGAAACCACAAAUGAAGAAAUGGAGUGAUGCAUGUAAAAUAGCAAAGACGCAAGCACGAAAAAAGCAUGACGUUCGAUCCAAAUCUGGGAACAUGGAAGAUAAAGAUGGAGAUAUGUUUGCAGAAUGGAUGGAAUCUUGGAAAUUCUCAAAUAAUACAAAAACGGGUGAUCCUGCAAAUGUGUCUCUGAGCAAUUGGAAAAAGUCUUGGAAGUUUCUCCUUGGUCCGAAUGUAACAAUGAAUGGCCCAAACACUAGCAAGAAUCGGUGAGGAUUAGACUUUACAGGUCAGGUUUCAUUUAAAAUAAAUGACAAGUGAUGUUUUUAAAACUUCUACAGGUUCACUGAAUAAAGUUGUGUGUCCUGUGCAGACACUAACAUUUCUUCUUAUCUGUUGUGUCUCAGUACAAAAAACAUAACAACAUAUCAUUAUUUCUGAUGCAGUCACGCUGAAAGCUGAGAACUGCGGCUCUAGUUUAACAGUUUCAAGGCACAUCAUUUAUUCUUUUUCAAGUCACUGCACACAGAGUGCAUGCGGUUCAGCACUUCCUAACAAAAACACAAAUGCAAUUGUUUAACUCUAGUACAAGUGUAUUAAAUUGGACGGAGUACAACAGCAGUUCUGCUGCAUUAUCACAUACUGCAUACUGCAAUCACCUUGCUUUUAUGGCAAAAAUAC
Carassius auratus (goldfish) is the source of this 3616-nucleotide messenger RNA. RefSeq lists its product as uncharacterized. The coding region runs from base 626 to 3208 and encodes 860 amino acids. The transcript has 3 exons. NCBI's taxonomy places the organism in Eukaryota, Metazoa, Chordata, Actinopteri, Cypriniformes, Cyprinidae. The record is from RefSeq and is a predicted model, not a curated record.